ACCGACUUUGCGCUGUUUCUUUGCGAAGUUGCGACUCAGACUGGUGAGAUUUACUGGAAACUAGCUAUAGCUCUAGAGUUCUUUGAAGCGGACCUGUAAAAUGGAUCAGCAAGUGACCCUUAAAGACAUCAGUGCCGUAUCACACAUCGCCAAAAUACAAGCGGAUUGGCCACAGUUGGCAGAUACUCUUGAUCCUGUCAUGUUUAAUGCGGGAAAAAUAGUGACGAUUACUGAAAACAAGAGUUUGGUUGGGAGGUUUAUGCAAGUAAAGUUUAUGCUUGAAGCCUGGCGCAGUCAUCAUGCAAGCGAUGCUACUCGGCGAAAACUGAUUGAAGCUCUAUGUGUACUCGGCUGGACCAAUGAGGCUGUAAAUAUAUUUGGCGACGCUUUGGUGACUCUCGUUAAAGAAUAUCGACCGUCCGAUCAUGCGAUAUCAGAAUUUUCUGUGUCUGCUAGCACUACUGAUCAGAAAAGUGAGCUUGCAACUCCACCCAUUUUGUCUACAGUUGGUGUUUCCUCGACGGUUGAGUUCGAUUUUCGACCUAUUUUUCAAGACAAAAGCUGUGUCCUAGAAGGUUUGUUACAAAUUUGGACUUGGACUGUUGACGGUGUAUCGUUCGUUGUAUUCGGUCUUUCUACGACGGUGUUGUGGGUUUUUCUAAAUACUAUCUCAGUAAUAAGUCGUGUCCCACAAGGUUUGUUGCAAGUUGGAACUUGGACUAUUGACGGUGUAUCGAUUGUAGUAUUUGGUGUUUCCUCGAGAGCUUGGUGGGUUUUUCGACCUAUUAUCUCAGUAAUAAGUCAUGUCCUACAAGGUUUGUUGCAAGUUGGAACUUGGACAAUUGAAGGUGUAUCGUCAAUUGCAUUUGAUCUUUUUCGAGACAUCAGAGAUAGAAACACCAGUGAUGGAGGCAUCAGUGAUAGAGACAGCAAUGAUAGAGACAUCAAUGAUAUUGGUAUCAGUGAUAGAGACAUCGGUGAUGGAGACAGAAGUGACAGAUACUGCAGAAAUAGAGAAAGCCGAUAUGAAGACCGCAGAAAUAGUCGUGUCCUACAAGGUUUGUCGCAGACUUGGACUUGGACUGUUGACGGUAUAUCGCGCGUAUUUGAUCUUUUUUGAGACAGCAGAGAUAGAAAAACCAGUGAUAGAAACAUCAGUAAUAGAGACGACAGUGAUAGAAACACCAGUGAUAGAAGCAUCAGCAAUAGAGGAAACAGUGAUAGAGACAUCAGUGAUAGAGACACAAGAAAUAGAGACAGCCGACAUAGAGGCAGCAGAAAUAGAGGCAGCAGUGAUAGAAACAGCAGUGAUGGAGGAUUGCAGAAAUAGAGACAGCAGAUAUAUAGAGCAGCAGAAAUGGAGGUAGCAGUAAUAGAGACAGCAAAGAUACUGACGGCAGUGAUAGAGUCAGCUAAGAUAGAUGCAGCAGUAAUAGAAACAGCAAGAAUUCAGACAGCAGGGACAUCAGGUAUAGAGCCAGCAGAGACGAAACGAGCAAAGACAGAGACAGCAGAGCCAGAGACAGCAGAGAUAGAGACAGCAAAGAUAGAAAGUGAUAGAGACCUCAGAAAAAGGACCAGCAAAGAUGAAGAGAGCAGAGAUACAGACAGCAGUGAUAGAGACAGUAAAGAUAGAGGCAACAGCAAUAAACGGCAAGAAUAAAGACAGCAGAUGCAGAAGAGAUAAAGACUGCAGAGACAGAGAAAACAGAGACAGAGAGAGCAGAGACAGAGAGAGCAAAGAAAGAAAAAGAGCAGACACAGAGAGAGACAAAUAUUGUCUCAGGGAUGGAGGCUAAAACAAGAACUGAUAUCCAGAUAAAGAUUGAGAGGAAACGGAGACAGAGACAGAGACAAAGUCGCAUUCACGGCAAGCCGUUCGACGUGCGGUGAAUUUUCGAGUCAAAUCCAGCCAUUAUCUGCGUGUUAGGUUCAUUUCGCAACGUAACGUCAUUAGAGUAGCUGGACCUCCAAGCCUGGGAGAACAAGCCGCUGAGGUUAGCACAUCUUGUCAGCAUUCCAAAAAGCGACAUCUGAAGAGCUGUGUGCGUCGCAAAGUCUACUGUAAUCGGUUUAAGACUUGCUCGGCAAAUCAAACAACGUAAACUAGCUUAUCUAGUUACGCGUAACCCUAUUCAGCAAGUCAACUAGUUUAGUAACGCUUGUUAAUCUAGCUAUCUAAGUUGGCAUGUGCAUGAUUGUGCUUGUUACAUUUUGGUUACUGUUUGUGCAUUUCAUUGUGGAAGAUAUUGCUAUUAUAUCCUAAUACAAUUUUUGUAU
This is a messenger RNA of Corticium candelabrum, 2280 nucleotides long. RefSeq lists its product as uncharacterized. The record is from RefSeq and is a predicted model, not a curated record. Gene Ontology annotation, biological process: signal transduction. Gene Ontology annotation, molecular function: protein binding. Lineage: Eukaryota; Metazoa; Porifera; Homoscleromorpha; Homosclerophorida; Plakinidae. The transcript has 4 exons. The coding region runs from base 101 to 1120 and encodes 339 amino acids.